AUGAAAUUCGUUCUGAUUAUCGCGAGUGUUUGCGUUAUCUCCACCGUUUUUGCGGCACCAUCAACUCAAAGUGAAACUGAUGAUGUGGCAUUAGAGGAAUUCAAAGCAGCCCUCAAAGGACUUUCAGAAAUGUUUCCGGGAGAUCACUGGUUAGGGGGUUUCGUGAAUUCAAUUGAAGCACAAUGUUUGUUGGAUGAAUAUAAGAAGCACAACUUGGUUGACAUGCUGUUAAAGCCACUGAGUCCAUCUGAGGCUGAAGAAUUACUCUUCGAACACACCAUCAACAAACAUGUCGUAAUUUUCGGCAAUACUGCACUUUUGUGUUCAAAUAAGUUGGAUCCGGUUUUGACCUUUGCUUUCGACGUUGUCUUCGCUUCGAGUGUUCUUUUCGAUGCUUUCCGACAUGAUGAACCGAUCAAAACAGUUCUUGAUCAUCUUGUGUGUGUCAAUAAUCGUGCUGUGAAAUCAAACCUCAUCGACGUAAACAGUUAUCCUAACUUAGAAUACGAUCUCGGAAAUAUGACUGAAGCAGAGUGUGACGAAGCGAUUUCUGAAGUGAAGCACAUGAUAGCACAUGAGCUUCGCAGACCUAUGAGAAGAUUUGAUGAAGAACACAAAGAAUGUUACAAGACUCAUCUUAUGAGUGGAGCUGAGAAGGUUGUCUUGAAGUAUCUGCCUUUGGUGCCAUUGAAGUUGAGUGACGAACAGAAGAAUAUCGAACGAGCUCAUUUCAUCGCUGAUGUCCGUGAAUUGGUGGAGUCAUUGUUGGUCUGUCACGAACCUAAAACUGACGACAUCCCAACAGUAGCAGACAACGAAGUCUCGCAUGACACUGCAUAG
Clunio marinus is the source of this 840-nucleotide messenger RNA. The record is from the annotation of a GenBank genome assembly. NCBI's taxonomy places the organism in Eukaryota, Metazoa, Arthropoda, Insecta, Diptera, Chironomidae.